Messenger RNA from Entamoeba invadens IP1, 1851 nucleotides. RefSeq names its product bromodomain containing protein, putative. The transcript has 2 exons. The coding region runs from base 1 to 1851 and encodes 616 amino acids. Lineage: Eukaryota; Evosea; Mastigamoebida; Endamoebidae. Gene Ontology annotation, molecular function: protein binding. The record is from RefSeq and is a predicted model, not a curated record.
AUGAGUACCACAAAAGAGGAAACUCUUCAUUAUAUGUGUUUUACCGGCAAUACAGAAAAAGUUAAAUCUGCGUUAAAUGCUGGGGAGGACUUUUCCCAAGUCGACAAAAAUGGAUAUUCCCCGAUACAUUACACAAUCAUGAAACAAAACCUUCCUUUAUUCAAAAUUCUUCAAAGCCAUUCAUACCAAACAUCAAAGACAUCAUUAAAACUCUCAUGCCUCCAUUUGGCCAUUCUGUUCGACGCAUUCGACUUUUUUGAAGACCUCAAAGACCAAAAAGAAGAGAUUGAUGUCAAUGGCGAUACUCCACUGUUAUACGCUGUUCGUCUUCAGAAAAACAACUUUGUGAUAGCUCUUUUAAACAGUGGGGCAUCGCCAACAUCUCUUAAUAAAGCGACCCAGGAAUCUCCAUUAAAGGCCGCGUUCUUUUACGGGAACGUUAUUGCCGCUGCGGAAAUCAUACGGAAAGGAGCGCGGCUGUCUUCCGUCGACUCUGCACUUCGGCAAAAGAAAUUGGACUUUGUUGUGAACCUUCAAAACAUCAAGUCGAAUAUCAAAAUUCUAUACACUCCACAGCUCCUUCCCGGCAACGAACAAAUAUUCAAAUCACUCGAAACAGAUGGAGAGAUCAGUGGAAAGAGUGGGAAGAAGAUAAUGGUCCACAGUUGUGUCAUAACACAACAAAAGUUCUUUAAAGAUCUCUCCGAUGGCAGUUUAGAUGUGUACGUUGAGUGGUCGUAUUUACAGAAGUCCCCAACAUUGGAAGCACUCAGUUUAGUGCAGUCAUCGAAAGUGUUGAGUGAAUUGAUGUUGAUUGAGACUAUCAAGAAUUACAUCUCGUCCGUCGUCGUGUCACAAAAGGCCGUGUUCCCACCUGAGUUACUCAAAACGUUUUCUAAUGCACAAAACAGAAACAAAAAUAUUGGACUGGCACGGUACGUUGUCAAUUCGUGUUUUUUGAAUUACGACGAGAACAGGAGAAGUCUUCAUGAGUUGAGUAAUGAGGAGUUGGGCAACAUAGUUGAGGCACUGCAGUUAAAAGAAAUCAAAACGGAGAAGCAAGUGGAGAGUGAGCCGGAUCGAUACAAAGAUGUUGUUAAGCAAAUAGUGCCGGUUGAAACAAAGACAUUCCCAAUGACAUCAAACAACAAGAAGAUGUGCUUGCAAAUGUUAAAUUGGAUUAUAGCGGACAAAAGUGUAGCUGCGUUCAUGAGACCUGUUGACGAGAUCUUAGAUGGAGCUCCAAAGUAUUACACAAUCAUUAAACAGCCGAUGUGUAUUGAGACGAUUAAACAAACGUUAGCGAGUGGGAAGUAUAAAACGGCGAAUGGGUUCAUGAACGAUUUACGACUGGUGUGGACAAACGGAAUGAAAUACAAUUACCCUGGGACGUUAUUCUAUACAUACGCAAGUAAUUUACUCAAAAAGAGUGAGGAGAAGUGGGGGAAGCUUCCCCUUGAAACAAGAGAAGAAGAGAAACAACAGGAGAAAAGUAAAGACCAGGAGAUCCGUGAGAAGAAAGCACGGGAAUUAGUCAAAGAAACGAAAAAGGAACGGAUGGAGGAGGACCAACGAAGGCAGAAAGAAGCUUUAAAAGUCCCGAAAAAGAAAAAGGCUGUUGAGUUAGUAGUUGAGGAUGACACUCAAAAGGAUGUGAUACGAGUCUACACUUACGAGGAUAAAGUAAGAGUCAUGGAAAAGGUGACCAAAUUGUCUGAAGAAGCACAAAAGAUGAUCCCAAAAAUUAUGAGUGGGGAUCAGACGGGAGAGGAUUAUGAGUUAGACCUUGAGACAAUGUCAAAUGCGGAUCUUACAAAGCUUGAAAAUUUUUGUGAUUCGUAUGCUCAUUGA